CGGCGGCAAGCGCGAGACGGGAGCCCUUCGCUGUGGACUUUUGACACGGACACGCAGCGACACGCCAGGACCUUUUUUUUUUCUCCCACGGAUACACGCAAGACUCUUGCUGGGACGACUACUGAAGCUACAAGCAUGCAACACUACGGCGUGAACGGCUACUCCCUGCACGCCAUGAACUCCCUCAGCGCCAUGUACAACCUCCACCAGCAGGCGGCGCAACAGGCGCAGCACGCGCCCGACUACCGGCCCUCCGUGCACGCGCUCACGCUGGCAGAGAGACUAGCAGACAUCAUCCUGGAGGCUCGCUACGGCUCUCAGCACCGCAAACAACGUCGGAGCCGCACGGCCUUCACCGCCCAGCAGCUGGAGGCUCUGGAGAAAACCUUCCAGAAGACCCACUACCCCGAUGUGGUGAUGCGGGAGCGGCUGGCCAUGUGCACCAACCUGCCUGAGGCCCGAGUGCAGGUCUGGUUCAAGAACCGCAGGGCCAAGUUCCGUAAGAAGCAGCGCAGCCUCCAGAAGGAGCAGCUGCAGAAGCAGAAGGAGCCCACAGGUGAAGGAGGCUCCGAGAAGGACGACGGCCCGCCCUCCACCACCUCCAGCAACACCCCGCCUGACUCCCAGCCGCCGCCGUCCUCCUCCUCCUCCUCCACAUCCCUGGAGACGGCAGAGGGUCCCGUGGUACGCCCGCUACCGCUCCACAUGGAAGUCAACGUCACGUCGGCGGAGCAGUCCGGCAGCGAGUCUGCCACGGAGGACAACGCCACCGAUAAAGAGGACGAGAGUAAAUGUCUGCAGCCGGAGGAGAUGCAGAGCGAGGGAGCCAUGACACCGGGCGACGACUCGUCCCCUUACAAGAGACUCAGCCCUAAAGCAGACUCACCUUGCAUCUCUCCGUCCGUGACCCCGUCUUCGUCCAGCAGUGGCCUGGCCGCCGGCGGUCCGCUCCCCCAGAACCACUCCUACUCGUCCUCCCCCCUGAGCCUGUUCCGCCUGCAGGAGCAGUUCCGCCAGCACAUGGCCGCCACCAACAACCUGGUGCACUACCCCGCUUUUGACCUGGCCGCCCCCUCGUCACUCCCCUACCUGGGCAUGAACGUCAACAUGCCGCCCGCGCCGCUGGGCACGCUGCCCUGCCAGUCGUACUACCAGUCGCUGUCCCACCACGCCCAGCAGGUGUGGAGCAGCCCGCUGCUGCAGGCGUCCGCCGCCGCCGGCGGCCUGAGCGGCCACAACAGCAAGACCACCAGCAUCGAGAACCUGCGGCUAAGGGCCAAGCAGCACGCCGCCUCGCUGGGACUGGACGCCUUGUCUAACUGAAACGCCCGCCUGGACGGAGGAGGACUUGAGGCGACAUUUCCUAGCAGCUUCUUGAAAUAAAAAGAGGGACAAAAACAGAACUCGAUGAAGUGAACGUUCAUUCAAAGGACAUAUUGUAGGGGAAGGACUCAUAUGGCCCCCUUCUUGAGUGGAUCUCACGCGGGAGGUUCGUCGUUUUGCAAUGCAUUCUGCUGAAAAUGAUGGAAAGCACCACUCUAAAUCGCAACAGGUCAAAGUUGAAAACGCCACAAAACACAAUUUAAAGUAGCAGUAAAGUGUAAAAUUUAAAGUUAAAGUUAAAGUACCAAUGAUUGUCACAC
Nerophis lumbriciformis (worm pipefish) is the source of this 1643-nucleotide messenger RNA. It is a transcript of the gene dmbx1a, whose product is annotated as diencephalon/mesencephalon homeobox 1a. Gene Ontology annotation, molecular function: RNA polymerase II transcription regulatory region sequence-specific DNA binding; DNA-binding transcription factor activity, RNA polymerase II-specific. The record is from RefSeq and is a predicted model, not a curated record. Gene Ontology annotation, biological process: regulation of transcription by RNA polymerase II. Lineage: Eukaryota; Metazoa; Chordata; Actinopteri; Syngnathiformes; Syngnathidae.